AUGAUCAGAGCCGCGUGGCUUGCUCUUCUUGCAGUCCUUCUCGUCGAAGCUCGAAGUACGCCUCUGCGCGCCGGCAGUACUCCCGAACAGCCCUUCGUGAUCACCACCGAUGAUCCAGUCAUUCGGGUACGACCUCGCGAGGUUGCCCUUUCCAGACUUGCGUCCUCUUCCACUCCUGCUGCCAAGGUCAGCACAAACCUGACUCAGUAUGUCAACGUUUUUGUCGGCACUGAAGCCAACAGUGACCCUGGUGACGUUUUUGCAGGUGCAUCUGUACCUUAUGGCAUGGCCAAAGCCACCAUCAAUGUAGAAGGCUAUGCUCCCGCUGGCUACGUUUGGCCAGGCGACAAGCCAACGCGUGGUGUAAGCCCUCUGCACGACUCAGGAACUGGCUCCAGCGAGGGGAGCUAUGGCAACUUCUGCAUCAUGCCCGUUCUCUGCACUGACAACAGCCUGGACGCUUGUCCUACGUUGCUCGAGCCUCGUGAACGCAUGCGUCUCAACGGAACUGAUAGUGGUCGGCCCGGCUACUUCACCACUACGCUCGACAAUGGAAUCAAGAUUGAGCUUACCAGCACCAGAAGGGCUACGUUGGAAAAGUAUACAUUCCCGAAAGAGGAGAUGAAGAGGAUGAAAUCCACGCCGCAUCUGGUGCUUGACUGGACCAAUGACUCGCCAGGAACUUUCAGAGGUGGAGAGCUUAAGGCUGACUGGGAUCAGGGCCGCUUGAUGAUGAACGGCACUUGGUUGAGCUCGUUUGGCCCGGGCGAGUUCCAUUACCAGGCUUUCCAGUGCGUCGACCUCAAGUUCGAGGGCAAGCAGCAACUUUCGUCGCAUGCCUUCUUCGGAGGCAACCGUCGAGGGUUCGACAUGAAACGUGCUGACUUGGACCACUGGGUUCGUGUUGCCCAGGUUCUCGGCCAGUACCAAGCUGGUGCCGUUGUUGGCUUCGAUACCGACCCGGAGGCUAAGCAAGACGUGACCAUCAUUGUUCGUCGCGGUGUCUCGUUCACUUCAGCGGAAAACGCCUGUCGCAACAUGGAGAGCGAGAUCCCUGAUUGGAACUUUGACGCCACCGUGGCUGCAAGCAAUAAUCUGUGGGAAGACAAGUUGCAGCGCAUUCAGCUGAGCUCCGAGACUCCUGACUAUGUUCGACGUCUCUUCUACACCAGCUUCUACCGCACCUUCCUCUCGCCUAACAACGCCACCGAAGAUGGACCUUUCCCAACCAAUGCGCCAUAUUUUGACGGAUUGUAUUGCACUUGGGAUACAUUCCGUACACUUUUCCCCUUCCUUUCCCUCUCGAGCCCGGUCGAAUUUGCGCAGAUCGUAGAGACGUAUAUUGACGGUUGGAGGAAGGAGGGAUGGCUUCCUGAGUGCAGGGCCAAUCAAGUCAAAGGCUUCGUCCAGGGUGCCAACAACGGUGUCCCAGUGCUGGCUGACUUCGCAGUUAAGUAUGCCAAAGCUGCAUCCUCGCUCGGUGUCAACACGGACGAAUUGUACGAAGCCAUGCGGCAUGAUCUCGAUGUGCCCUCGCCGCAGUGGGAAUACGAAGGUCGCCAGGCUGCUCCCUAUCAGCUGUACGGGUACGUCCCUUUCGGCUACCUGGACCCGGUGUCUGUCGGUGAGCAGACGCGAGAGGCAAGUCGUUCGCUAGAGUAUGCUUUCGGUGACUUCACUGCUGCCAUGACGGCCCAGGCUCUCGGCAAACCGAUCGAAGACGUCCAACGCUAUGCCAAAGCCUCGCUCAACUACUCGCUCAACUUCGACCACAAAACCGUCAGUGAUGGCUUCGAGACCUUUGUUCAGCGUCGUUUUGCCAACGGUACCUUCAUGCCGAGCGAUCCCACCUUCUGCUCGCCUCUGGACAAUUCAAGUCACGCUUGUAGUAUGCAGGCUGAGAAUGACUUUGGCGUUUACGAGUCGUCUUCCUGGGAGUACAGCUUCUAUGCGCCCCACGAUAGAGCCGGACUCGUUGGUCUGAUGGGUGGCAAAUCAAUGUUCGAGAAACGUCUCGACCAUUUCUUCUCCAAGGGCUACUUUGCUCCCGGUAACGAGCCUAGCUUUGACACCCCGACCAUGUACCACUACAUCUCUAAACCUUAUCGCAGCAUCCGUCGUGUCCGCGAGGUUGUACAGACGUACUUCUCGCUGAAGCCGGGCGGUAUACCUGGUAACGAUGACAAUGCCGCCAUGGCCUCGUUGCUCGCCUGGUACUUGCUUGGAUUCUAUCCGACGCCUGGUACCAAGGAGUUGCUGAUCCUAUCGCCCUACAUGCCAGGAUACACCAUCAACAACCCAGUGCUGGGUAAGGCGAUGGUCACGGUCAGUGGGUUCGACAAACGUUCGAUUGGCGGCAAGAUCCCGAAAGGUGUCAAGGCCUUCGUCGAGCAAGUGCUGAUUGAUGGCAAGCUGCAUACCUCACGAUGCAGGAUGAGCUUUGACGACCUCUUCCCUGGUACUGCCGGCGGAGAGAGAAAGGUAGAGAUUGUCCUGACGGACAAAGAGGUGGAUGGAUGUGGUAGCGGGGCAGGCGACGAGCCUGUUUCGCUGUCCACCGGUGGUUUCCUAUGA
Molecule: messenger RNA, 2574 nt
Organism: Ustilago hordei
Lineage: Eukaryota; Fungi; Basidiomycota; Ustilaginomycetes; Ustilaginales; Ustilaginaceae
Exons: 1
Coding region: 1-2574 (857 amino acids)
Biological process (GO): glycoprotein catabolic process; carbohydrate metabolic process; protein deglycosylation
Cellular component (GO): nucleus; cytosol
Molecular function (GO): peptide-N4-(N-acetyl-beta-glucosaminyl)asparagine amidase activity; carbohydrate binding
Source: RefSeq, a predicted model, not a curated record